UUGAUAAUAUUAUUUUGGAAGAAAAGCUCUUAUAGUGUGUUGCAUAACACAAAAAUAAAGUUACCUUACAUGUAAAGUGUUGAAACUUAUAGGGUUUUUUGCAAACAAAAUAGUUUUGAAUUGAAUCACAUUUUUAUUAUUUUCAAGUAUAAUACUAACUUGAGUUUCCAAGUUUAUUCUGAAAUUAUUCAAGACUGCUAUUCUCAACUUGUAUUUUUCUGUUGUUUAAUUGUUUUAUUCAUCAACAACUUUCAGUCAAUAUGAAUGAAAUAACAGUUGGAAUCUUAACAAUUAGCGACAGUUGUUUCGAAGGUACGGCUGUUGAUUCAAGUGGCCCAAAUUUGACCACCCUUAUAAGAACAAUGCAGAGCUCAUCUUUAAAAAUUGAAGCGGUCUACAACAGAUGCGUACCAGAUGACCGUCAUAAGAUUGAGGACAUGAUAGAAUACUGGGCGGAUGAGUUGGACGUGGACCUGAUCAUCACGACGGGGGGAACGGGGUUUGGACCGCGUGACGUCACGCCGGAAGCAACCAGGACCGUGAUCGAGAGAGAGGCUCACGGGUUGACCCACCUGAUGCUUGCUGAGAGUGUUAAGAUCACACCGUUCGCCAGCCUGUACCGUGGUAUCUGUGGCAUACGUGGACAAACACUGAUCAUCAAUACUCCUGGCAGUAAAAAAGCAUCCGCUGAAUUCGUGCAGGCAGUAAUCAAGUGUAUUCCCCACGCUCUGGCUGUUAUAAAGAACAUAGAUGUUACUGUCAAAAAAGAUCACCAAGUUAUACAGAAUGAAAGUCAUCAGGGGUCUUGUCCUCAUAGCCAUAGCAAGGUGGACAUCAGUAAAGUUGCUCAUAGACAAAGGAACCAUCAGCAUCUGUAUCCCAUGAUAGACUAUGAAGUGGCUUUGAAUUUGGUGCUGGAAAAUUGCAUUUCUACCGAAUCUGAAAGCAUUGAUCUGUCGUAAGCACAUCAAUCAUUUAAUCA
This is a messenger RNA of Nilaparvata lugens (brown planthopper), 982 nucleotides long. Its product is annotated as gephyrin-like. Gene Ontology annotation, biological process: Mo-molybdopterin cofactor biosynthetic process. The coding region runs from base 261 to 962 and encodes 233 amino acids. The transcript has 5 exons. NCBI's taxonomy places the organism in Eukaryota, Metazoa, Arthropoda, Insecta, Hemiptera, Delphacidae. The record is from RefSeq and is a predicted model, not a curated record.